This is a messenger RNA of Anthonomus grandis grandis, 420 nucleotides long. RefSeq lists its product as uncharacterized. The coding region runs from base 1 to 420 and encodes 139 amino acids. Lineage: Eukaryota; Metazoa; Arthropoda; Insecta; Coleoptera; Curculionidae. The transcript has 3 exons. The record is from RefSeq and is a predicted model, not a curated record.
AUGAAGGCUUACUAUCAACUACCAGAUAAUAGUUCUUACUAUAACAUGCCCAGUUUGGCUACUUUGGAUGCACAUAGAAAAAAACGAUCUACAUCCAGGUGGUUGGCUUAUGAUUUUUUAGAGCAAAUUCUCAAAAGAAAUAAUUAUCCAGAUGGUAAAGCUUGCCUACUAAAAUCAAUUUGUGAAGUAGCAUCAAUAAAGCUAGAAGAAAGAGCAGGUUUAUUAGCUGAAAUUGUACAUACUAUUUUAACGCCAUCUUCUACCAAAGACGAUAUAAGAGAUCACAGUGACAAUGAAUAUCAUGCUGCUGAAAAAUUAGGGCAAGAGGAUGGGAAGUGCGGUCAGCUCUUUCCAGAAUGUCCCAUAGAUCCUAUUGGGCAGUAUUCAAAAUUAAUGACCGUUGGCAAAUAUUUUGUGUAA